CAUAGACUCAAGUUGAAGUGAAUCAUGAUGCUUUAUCUUCCUCUUCCAUCAUCCCUCGUAGGCUCUUGAAGCUGAUCGAAUCCCUACUCCACCAUGCGCAUCGCAAUCAUCGGAGCCGGCUUUUCGGGAAUAACGACGGCAAAAACAUUACGAGAUUUAGGACACGAAUGCAUUGUAUUGGAAAAAUGUUCAGACGUAGGAGGAGUUUGGUCUUCCAGUAGACGGUAUCCAGGUUUACAUACCCAAAAUACAAAAGAAACUUAUUGUCUUUCAGAUCUACCAAUGCCAAAACAUUACGGUCAAUGGCCAAAUGGAAAACAAGUUCAAGAAUAUUUGGAACAAUAUAUCGAGAAAAAUAAAAUGAAAGAUUUGAUUCACUUAAAUACAGAAGUGAUCAAUGUUAAACGUGCAAACCACAAAUCUCCUCUUACGGCAGGAGUACCUUGGAUCAUCACCGUUCAAGGCGAUCUCACUCCAAUAGAAGCGGAUCACUUGAUCGUAUGUACGGGUAUCUUUAGUGAUGGAGAUGUUCCUCGAUUUGAAGGACUGCACGAAUUUGAAGCACAAGGUGGAAAAGUAUGUCAUACGAGCGCAAUAGGUGCAAAUGAUAACAUGAAGGGUAAAGACGUGGUUGUUGUUGGAUAUGGUAAAUCAGCUUGUGACGUCGCAAAUGCAGCAGCAGAACAAGGCAUCGCAAAGGAAGUUACUUUGGUAGCCCGUCGUUUGAUCUGGAAAGUGCCAAGAAAGAUCAGAGGAUUAACGUAUAAAUGGCUUCUAUUGACAAGAAUGGGAGAGGCAUUGUUUGAAUACAUUCGACCAGGAAAUAUAGUAGAAAGCUUUUUCCAUAGAACUUGGAUCGGUUCCAAGAUAAGAAACGGUAUGAUGGAUUCGUUAGAAUGGGUGAUUUCUGGCCAGCUGGGACUGAAAAAGAUCGACUUGGUGCCCCGCUUAGCAUUCGAAACAGUCGCACAAAGUACAAUCAGUUUAUCGACCGAAGGACUUUACGAUAAAGUUCGACAAGGAAGGCUGACGAUCAAGAGGGACAAUUAUAUAGUCAAGCUUGCACCUUCUCCUUAUGAUCCAAAGCAAUGGGGUGCAUAUCUGUCAAGUGGGUCUUUCGUGCCUGCAGAUCUGAUUCUAUGCGGGACUGGAUUUCAUCAAAAGCCUCCUGCAUUUUUGCCUGACGAAAUCGCCGAACAAUUGCUAGACAAGAGAGGGUAUUGGUUCAUGUAUAGACAUAUAAAGCCAUUUGGUGUUCCAGAUUUGACUUUCAACGGUUUUGGCUCAUCACUCUUCUCUGCCACAAGUUCAGAAGCAAGUGCAUUAUGGAUUGGUGCUUAUUUAAGCCGUGGAGAAUCCAUGCUCCCCUCUGAAAAGGAACAAAAGCGAAUCACGCAAGAAAAGUUGGAAUGGUUAGAAGUUCGUUGUCAAGGUAAACAUUCAAACGGUACAAAUGUUGUUCCAUUUUCCAUGCAUACGAUUGAUGAAGUCUUGGAUGAAGCAAAGAUCAAUAUCGGUAAAUCAAGUAAAUUGUUACAGUGGGUCUUUCCGAUCAAUCCAACUUAUUAUAGCGGACUUUCUCACAAAUUAGCAAAUCAAUUAGCGAAAGAGAAUGGAAAUAAGAAGAACAUUUGAAUAGUUGUAUUGCAAUGCCCUAAACUGUAUUAUGACCAGCGCAACAAAUAAUAUUGGUAAUUUCAUUG
Molecule: messenger RNA, 1703 nt
Organism: Meira miltonrushii
Lineage: Eukaryota; Fungi; Basidiomycota; Exobasidiomycetes; Exobasidiales; Brachybasidiaceae
Product: FAD/NAD(P)-binding domain-containing protein
Exons: 1
Coding region: 94-1635 (513 amino acids)
Molecular function (GO): N,N-dimethylaniline monooxygenase activity; flavin adenine dinucleotide binding; NADP binding
Source: RefSeq, a predicted model, not a curated record